Pseudomyrmex gracilis is the source of this 4730-nucleotide messenger RNA. Its product is annotated as serine/threonine-protein phosphatase 6 regulatory ankyrin repeat subunit B-like. Gene Ontology annotation, cellular component: cytoplasm; nucleus. The record is from RefSeq and is a predicted model, not a curated record. Gene Ontology annotation, molecular function: protein binding. Gene Ontology annotation, biological process: innate immune response; regulation of barbed-end actin filament capping. The coding region runs from base 279 to 4337 and encodes 1352 amino acids. Lineage: Eukaryota; Metazoa; Arthropoda; Insecta; Hymenoptera; Formicidae. The transcript has 17 exons.
GACAACUCGCUCGUGGACAUCGCUACGUAGUUGCCAAUGUGCACCACCCAUGGACAUGCGCUAGCUUACGGGCCGGAAUAAUGGUACCCAAAAACUCUUAUGGGCCUGGCCGCUCUCAGGCUUCUCUCUGCCGCUACCUAGAUUUUAUGCGAACUAACAAUUGCAACUUAUACAUAUAAAUAAUUAUAGGAAAACCAAAACUAAAACUUAAACAGAGAAACAACAUAGAAGAGAGAUUUUAGAAAAAAAACAGAUGCAAACUGAGCACUAUUUUUACCAUGGACUAUAUUGAUACAAACUAUAGGUUAAUAUGUGCAGUUCGUGAAGGAAACCUAGAAAGAGCAAGGGAGUUACUUACUUAUUAUGGACUAUCUUAUUCACAAGCAUGGAAAGAAGGAUAUGUUUUACUUUGUGAUGCUAUUGAGAAAAGGCAUACAGAAGUUAUUAAACUCCUUUUAACAAAUGGUUCUAAAGUUAACAGCAACACUGACAAAUCUCAUGAUACACCACUUCAUUUUGCUGUUAUAAAUGGUGACAUAGAAAUUGUUAAGAUGCUUCUAGACAGAAGUGCUAACAUUAAUGCUGAAAAUCAGUUUGGCAGAACUCCGCUUCACGAUGCAAUUGAAAAUAAGGAAAUAGAAAUUGCUGAAUUACUUUUAAAUCAUGGAGCUAACAUUAAUGCUAGAGAUAAGUCAGGUAUUUCACCACUGUGUCUUGCUGUUCAAAAAGGAUAUGUAGAUGGUGUUAAGAUGCUCAUGGACAGAGGUGCUAACGUUAAUGAUGAAACUCGGUAUGGCAUAACUCCGCUUCAUGAUGCGAUUGAAUAUCAGGAAAUGAAAAUAGCUGAAUUACUAUUAAAUCAUGGAGCUAAUGUUAAUGCCAGUGAUGAGUCAGAUGUUACACCACUGCGUCUUGCUGUUCAACAAGGACAUGUAGAUGGUGUUAAGAUGCUCAUGGACAGAGGUGCUAACGUUAAUGCUGAAACUCGGUAUGGCAUAACUCCGCUUUAUGAUGCGAUUGAAUAUGAGGAAAUAGAAAUUGCUGAAAUACUUUUAAAUCAUGGAGCUAACGUUAAUGCCAGUGAUAAGUCAGAUGCUACACCACUGUGUUUUGCUGUUAAACAAGGACAUGUAGAUAGUGUGAAGAUGCUCAUGGACAGAGGUGCUAACGUUAAUGCUGAAACUCGGUAUGGCAUAACUCCACUUUAUGAUGCGAUUGAAUAUAAGGAAAUGAAAAUUGCUGAAUUACUAUUAAAUCAUGGAGCUAACGUUAAUGCCAGUGAUGAGUCAGGUGUUACACCACUGUGUCUCGCUGUUCAACAAGGACAUGUAGAUGGUGUAAAGAUGCUUAUGGACAGAGGUGCUAACGUUAAUGCUGAAACUCGGGAUGGCACAUCUCCGCUUCACGAUGCGAUUCAAUAUGAUGAAAUAGAAAUUGCUGAAUUACUAUUAAAUCAUGGAGCUAACGUUAAUUCCAGUGAUGAGUCAGGUGUUACACCACUGUGUCUCGCUGUUCAAAAAGAACGUGUAAGUGAUGUUCAGAUGCUUUUGGACAGAGGUGCUAACGUUAAUGCUGAAACUCGGGAUGGCACAACUCCGCUUCACUAUGCGAUUGGAUAUGAGGAAAUAGAAAUUGCUGAAUUACUUUUAAAUUAUGGAGCUACCGUUACUGCCAGUGAUAAGUCAGAUGUUACACCACUGUGUUCCGCUGUUCAACAAGGACACGUAGAUGGUGUGGAGAUGCUCAUGGACAGAGGUGCUAACGUUAAUGCUGAAUCUCGGUAUGGCAUAACUCCGCUUUAUGAUGCGAUUGAAUAUAAGGAAAUGGAAAUUGCUGAAUUACUAUUAAAUCAUGGAGCUAACGUUAAUGCCAGUGAUGAGUCAGGUGUUACACCACUGUGUCUCGCUGUUCAAAAAGGACGUGUAAGUGGUGUUCAGAUGCUUUUGGACAGAGGUGCUAACGUUAAUGCUGAAACUCGGGAUGGCACAACUCCGCUUCACUAUGCGAUUGAAUAUGAGAAAAUGGAAAUUGCUGAUUUACUUUUAAAUCAUGGAGCUAACCUUAAUGCCAGUGAUAAGUCAGGUGUUACACCACUGCUCCUUGCUGUUAAAAACGGACAUGAAAAAUUUGUCGGCACGAUUUGUUGUGACAGACGUGCUAACGUUAAUGCUAAAACUCGAUAUAGCACAACUUUGUUUCCUAAUGCUAUUGAAAAUAGGGAAGUGAAAAUUGCUGAAUUACUUUUAAAUCAUGGAGCUAACGUUAACGCCAACGGUGUUACAUUACUGUGGUUUGCUAUUCACAGAGGACAUGUAGAUGGUGUUAAAAUGCUCAUGGAUAGAGGUGCUAACGUUAAUGCUGAAUCUCGGUAUGGCAUAACUCCGCUUCAUGAUGCGAUUAAAUAUGAGGAAAUGGAAAUUGCCGAAUUACUAUUAAAUCAUGGAGCUAACGUUAAUGCCAGUGAUGAGUUAGGUGUUACACCACUGUGUCUCGCUGUUCAACAAGGACAUGUAGAUGGUGUUAAGAUGCUCGUGGAUAGAGGUGCUAACGUUAAUGCUAAAACUCGGGAUGGCACAACUCCGCUUCAUGAUGCGAUUAAAUAUGAGAAAUUAGAAAUUGCUGAAUUACUUUUAAAUCAUGGAGCUAACGUUAAUGCCAAUGAUGGGUCAGGUGUUACACUACUGUGUUUUGCUGUUCAAAGAGGACAUGUAAGUGGUGUGCAGAUGCUUUUGGACAGAGGUGCUAACGUUAAUGCUGAAACUCGGGACGGCACAACACCGCUUCAUGAUGCGAUUAAAUAUGAGGAAAUGGAGAUUGCCGAAUUACUAUUAAAUAAUGGAGCUAACGUUAAUGCCAGUGAUAAGUCAGAUAUUUCACCACUGUGUCUUGCUGUUCAAAAAGGACAUGUAAAUGGAGUUAAGAUGUUUCUUGACAGAAGUGCUAACGUUAAUGCUGAAACUCGGCGGUCUAGCACAACUCCGCUUCACUAUGCGAUUGAAUAUGAGAAAAUGCAAAUUGCUGAAUUACUUUUAAAUCAUGGAGCUAACGUUAAUGCCAAUGAUAAGUCAGGUGUUACACCACUGUGUCUCGCUGUUCAACAAGGACAUGUAGAUGGUGUUAAGAUGCUCAUGGACAGAGGUGCUAACGUUAAUGCUAAAACUCGGGAUGGCACAACUGUGCUUCACGCUGCGAUGAAAAAUAAGGAAAUAGAAAUUAUUGAAUUACUUUUAAAUCAUGGAGCUAACGUUAAUGCCAGUGAUAAGUUAGGCGUUACACCACUACAUGUUGCUAUUCAAAGAGGACAUGUAGAUGGUGUUAAGAUGCUGUUGGACAGAGGUGCUAACGUUAAUGCUGAAAAUCUGGAUGGCUCAUCUCCGCUUCACAAUGCGAUUGUACAUAAGAAAAUGGAAAUUGCUGAAUUACUUUUAAAUCAUGGAGCUAACGUCAAUGCCAGUAAUUUUGCAGGUAUUACACCACUGCGUCUUGCUGUUCAACAAGGACAUGUAGAUGGUGUUAAGAUGCUCAUGGACAGAGGUGCUAACGUUAAUGCUGAAACUCGGGAUGGCACAACUCCGCUUCACUAUGCGAUUGAAUAUGAGAAAAUGGAAAUUGCUGAAUUACUUUUAAAUCAUGGAGCUAACGUCAAUGCCAGUAAUUUUGCAGGUUUUACUCCACUGUGUUUUGCUGUUAUCACAAGUCAUGUAGAAGUUGUUGCGAUGUUGUUAGACAGAGGUGCUAACAUUAAUGGUAUAUUAUAUGACGAUUAUUUUGACUUUUCUAGACGCGUCGAUUGUGAAGAAAUUGCUUAUCUUCUUCAACAGCAUGUAGUUAAAAUAAAUGCUGCAAAUUUAUCCGUAAGUGAACAAUUAAUUUUAGUGAGCAGCAAUUAUGAAAUAAGGGUUUUACAGGAUAAAUGUGAAAACGAAGUAGCAAUCAUGAAGAAUGAGAAAAUUAGUAAUACUGAUAUAUCAUUUUACGAUAUCUUGAUAAAAGAUACAAAUCUAGUAGCAAUAUACAUGAGAAAUGAAAAUGUAGUGCAGGUUUUAAGAUCAGACGAGUAUAAAACAAAAUUUCCGAUAUACUCUAACAUGAUAAAAAAUCAGUUCAGAAUAGGUAUGAAAAAGAAAGAGUUGUUCGAACAAGGCACUAAAAUUUUCUAUUUUUUCUGUAACUUUCCUGAGCUACCUUUUGAUUGUAUUGAACAAAUAUUUAGUUACCUAAGUGAUAAUGACAUAAGAAUUUUAAUAGAUACUUGUAAGUCUGUUAGUGUCAGUAAUCUUAAUACUGAUAUUAAUGAUGAAAUUACUUUAAAUACAUCUAAAGUGCUAUGUGUGUAAGUUAAGGAAGAACGAACUUUAAACUACUUUAAACAUGAAAUAACAGCUAUAAAAACUUAAAGAUUAUUGCUGUAUUUUAAAUACAGAUUACUAUCUUAUUUUCAAAUUUUUGUUUGAGAUUUAUCUUAUCCUACUUUUUUGAAAAUUGUUUUUUACGUUUACAUUCUCUUGGACGUGUUUUUUUUAUGGUGGAUCCAAGGAAAACUAGACUGUUUUAUAUCUUCCACUUUUUCAAACUUUGUGUCAGAUUUUAUAACAUUUGUAUAACGCAAAAUUUAUAUACAUUAAUCCGAUGAUACUUUUUUAUUGAACAGAGUGGGUGUGUUUAGACAACGGUUGAGAGAUUAUCACUUAUGAUAGGACUAUUCUUCAAAAUCUGCUUUGGUUCCAAAA